GCUGCGGCCUCCGCCUCUCCUCCCGCCCCUUCCCCCGGUGCGAGAACCGCCGGAGCCGCGGCCGGAGCAGGGACGGAACCGUGGAGAAGGCGGAGAGCGCGGGUAGAGCCAUGAAACCUCCGCAGCGCGGCGGCGGCGCGCGGUGAGCGCUCCCGCAGAAGCUUUUCCCCUCCCGGUGGCCGUGCCGCCGUUCCCGCCUAAACGCGGCGGGCGUGGCGGCGGCGGCGCCGGCCGUGAGGGGCCCCGCGGCCAUGAAGGCGCUGCGGCGGCUGAGCCGGCACCGCACCGCGCUGGGGCUCGGCGGGCUCUCGCUCUGCGCCGCCGUCCUGCUCUACCUCGCCAAGUGCACCUCCGAGGGGCUGCGCCCGCUGCCCGCGCCCCCCGCGCUCCCGCACAGCCAGCCCGGCCGCGGGGCCCGCGCCGCGCCGCCGGCCGGCCCUGAGGGCAGCGCCUUCGUGGCCGUGGUGGUGAUGAGCGGCCCCAAGUACAGCGAGCGGCGCAGCAUCAUCCGCAGCACCUGGAUGGCGGCGGCGCGGCAGGCGCCUCACGGCCACGUCUGGAGCCGCUUCGUGGUGGGCACGGCGGGGCUGAGCGCCGAGGAGCUGCGGAGCCUGGAGCUGGAGCAGAGCCGCCACCGCGACCUGCUGCUGCUGCCGGAGCUGCGCGACUCCUACGAGAACCUCACGGCCAAGGUGCUGGCCACCUACGUGUGGCUGGAUGCGCACCUGGACUUCCAGUUCGCCCUCAAGGCGGACGACGACACCUUCGUGCGCUUGGACGUGCUGGUGGAGGAGCUGAGGGCCAAGGAGCCGCGGCGCCUCUACUGGGGCUUCUUCUCGGGCCGCGGGCGGGUGAAAUCCGGCGGCAAGUGGAAGGAGAGCGCCUGGCUGCUGUGUGAUUAUUACCUGCCCUACGCGCUGGGAGGCGGCUACGUGAUCUCGGCCGACCUGGUGCGCUACCUGCGCCUCAGCAGGGACUACCUGAACCUGUGGCAGAGCGAGGACGUGUCCCUGGGCGUGUGGCUGGCGCCCAUCGACGUGAAGAGGGUGCACGACCCCCGCUUCGACACCGAGUACAAAUCGCGCGGCUGCAGCAACAAAUACAUCGUGACCCACAAGCAGAGCAUCGAGGACAUGCUGGAGAAGCACCAGACGCUGGCCAAGGAAGGCAGGCUCUGUAAGGAGGAGGUGAAGCUCAGGCUUUCCUACAUGUACGACUGGGGAGUGCCGCCCUCGCAGUGCUGCCAGAGGAAGGAUGGCAUCCCCUGAAAGCCUCGGCAGCAAGGCUCGGGGUGGCGGACUCUGCUCGCUGUUACACGGGGAGAAUGCCAUGAAAAUGGAGUUCUUGCCUCAGUUUCUCCCUCAGAACUUUGGGCCAAAAGGCUUUGGGGUGCUGGCGUGGCUGGAUUUAGGGAUGAGCAGAAUCCUGGAAUCUGACUCCAUAUCCAAGGACAGACUUCCCAAAUCCCAGCCUGGUGCUGUGGGUCCAUAAUCCCAGCAGAACUGAGAGGGAAGAGCUGCUAAAAUUAAAAUUUUGCCUCAGUUUCUCCCUCAGAACAUUGGGAACAAGCUGUUCCCCUCAGGCACCGAUCCCAAAAGCCUUGGGAUGCAGGCCUGGCUGGAUUUAGGGAAGAGCAGUUAAUUGGAGUCAGGGGUUAAUUACUCUUAAAAAGAUUUUGCACGACUCAUUCUGUCACUCCCUGAGAGCUGCUGACGUGGCAUGGUUAGAGAUGCUUAAAAAAUCAAAUCAAACAGAUGCCAGCAGGCACAGCCAAAGGUCAGAUGCCAGCGUUGAAGGCAAAUAAAAGGUGGCAAAACACAAAAAGCAGAGAAAAUCGGGGGCAGAGAACUGGAAUGAAAAGCUGGAACAGAUUCUGAGGUUGAUUUGCUAAAGGUCAUGCUAAGUUUUGAUGCUGAUAAGACUCAAAUGAGGCUGCUGUUUAUUGCCUGGCAAGGAAAUGCCAGCUUGGCACGGAGGGAAGAGCCCAGACUGGGACCAGAAGAUUCCAGAGGGCAGGAAAAGGGAUCAGCUUUUCCUGGGAGAGCAUUCUGGCAGAGAAUGGAAUCAUUCAAUCUAUUCAUUUAUCUUUUUUUUUCUCUCUGAAAGGCAAUGUACAUAAAUCACCUGGCACCCCCAAAGGGAGGUGGCUGAGUUUUGGCAGAAAUUCAAUUUAUUCUUAUUUUGGGAGAAGAGUUUUUGGCUUUUCAGAGCCUCCAGGUGUUGUUUUGAGCUCAUUUCCCUCCAACAUUCACUCAAGAACUCCCAAGACUUCAAAUUUAGAUUUAUUUUAAUACAAAUGAGCAAGAAUUGACCAGUGAGAGUUCAAAAACCAUUUGCCCAGAGGUGGGGAUUUAAGGUGUAAAAGUGAAAUUUGUGUAGUCAAGAGAAAAAUGUUCCCCCACCCUAAAAAUUCAACUUGGAGAACACACUAAAAAUCACAUUUAGGUGCUCAAAGCUGAGGGAAUUCCCUCCUCCUCUCCAAAAAUCCCUUGCAGAGGAACUAAAAUGGAAUUAAUUACCAGUGACACGUCCAAAAUGGGGUUUUCCCCUCAGUGCUGCCUGCACCAACACAACCAGAGCUCAGACAGGACUCAGCCGUGCUUUCUGUCUCUCCAAACCCGGAAUUCCAACCUUUUCCAGUGGCAGCUGCUCCCGAAUUUCAGAAUUUCCCGGUCCCCUGUGCCAGCUGCACCUCUGGUUUUUACUUUGGAAAUGCAAAAUUCCAUUUUUUAAACAUCUUUUUGUGAGGGUUUUUUGGUGUUUGUUGCACUCUGCACUUUCAUUCCCAUUCCUUUCCCUCCUUCCCAACUCUGGCUGGAAGAAACAAAUGGCACAGAAAAAUUGAAAAAUAAAAAAAAUGCCAAUUUCUCUUUCUUUUCGCUUAGCAAAAUUAGGAAUUUUAGGAAUUAGGAAUACCAAAGGGAUCAAUUGCAUUGUAAUUUUAUUAUUUUGUUAUUCUUGGUUUAAUUCAUUAAUUACUGAAGAUCAAAAAUCUUCAGAAGAUAUUUUUAUUUUGAAAACUUCAAGGCUUUUUGCCCUAAAACAAAACUAAAAUCCUGCAAAAACUCGAUUAUUUUAGCAUGUUCAACUCAAUUAUUAUAAUUAUUAUUCUAAUAAUUAUAAUUAUUAUUAUAAUGCAUGCGUGGGGAUUACCAGGGAGUAUUUUUUCCCCAAAUAUCCUGUUCCAAAGCAGGAAUUUUCCAAGAUGUCAGCAAAUCCCAGUUUUUUCAACAUCCAUUUGCCAUCUGAGUUCAUCAGUGUUGUCUGUAUCGUGAUGAAUUACCUGUAAUGUGAAUAUUUAUUUAUAAUUAUAUUUAUUUCUAAUUCUU
Molecule: messenger RNA, 3329 nt
Organism: Passer domesticus (house sparrow)
Lineage: Eukaryota; Metazoa; Chordata; Aves; Passeriformes; Passeridae
Gene: B3GALT6
Product: beta-1,3-galactosyltransferase 6
Exons: 1
Coding region: 252-1268 (338 amino acids)
Biological process (GO): glycosaminoglycan biosynthetic process
Cellular component (GO): Golgi membrane
Molecular function (GO): UDP-galactosyltransferase activity
Source: RefSeq, a predicted model, not a curated record